AUGUACCACUUCUACUGUUUAAUACUGUACGCUUGGAGAUGGGACUCGGCUGUCUCGGCAUAUGUCAAUGCAGCUGUUAAGACUAAAGGGGCGGGCGGAUGUAUCCUGCUCACUGGAGGCGGUGCAGGUGCUGCUCGAUGCGGAGAGGCAAUCGGUGUCACUGCAGACGGCUGGCCUACCGGUCCUCCUUGCUCAGCUCCUUCGUCGGAUUCCCAGAUUAAGUCUGCCUUUGAGAAGAUUCGUAAAUCUUUCAAGAAGAAGCCGUUUGAAUGCCAUGUGGUCCCCAAGUAUUAUGCCAUUGAAAACAGCUUAGAGGACAAAGAUGAAAAGCUGGUCGCCUUGAGGGGACAUAUUGAGAAAGUAGCGAUGGAAGAGCCUUACAUGGGAGAAGAGAUUCCACACAGAUGGCUCUUAUUUGAGAAAGCUAUAGCUGCAGAAGAAAUCAAUCACAUGUCAUUAGCUCAGACCAAGGAACUGACGGAGCCAUUCGGGAUUGAACCUGAGCGUGAACUUCUCACGAUGCUGACCUUCUACCACGACCUGGGUUAUGUAGUCUACUACGGAGGCAAUGAAGACCUGCAGUCUCUCCUACGAGACACAGUGAUCCUGAAUCCUCAGUGGCUUAUUGAUGUCUUCAAGAAGGUCAUUACCAUUCUCGAUCCCGAUGAGAGGGAUGGGAAUAUGAGUGAUGCCUGGACUACUCUUGAGGAGGAUGGUAUCUUAGAGGAUAAGUUGAUUCAGCAUAUGUGGCGACAAUUUUCGGAGCAGAAGGAGUUCUUAAUCGAGCUCAUGGCCAAGUUUGAUCUCGUCUGUGAGGCUCCCGUACAACAACUCCAGCAAGAGCAACAGGAUGGCGUAGACACUGAGGUAUCAAAUGAAACGGAGAAAGUGGUAAAGAAGCGCUACUAUGUUCCCUCCAGGAUUACGUCACAUUGCUCUCAAGAAGAGAUUGGAGAGAUCAAAGGUUCUUUAGACUGUUAUGUGGACUUCGGAGGCUUUUUACCAGAUGGGCUGUUUCAUCGGUUGAUGGCGAGAGCAGUCAGAUGGAUGGGUGAAAGAGAUGGAGAACCAGUCAAUCUUUUCUAUCGUCACAUCAGUCUAAUGGUUGAUGAAGAGCAUCAUGCCUUACUACAGAUGUCAACCCCUUGUGAAGCAACUAUCAAGGUCACUGUAUUCCGAGGAGCAGUUGCUGAUUCUGAUCAUGAUGGGGAUAGUCGUAAACCUCCAGCCCCAAGUGCUGUCAAAAAGGUAAUGGACUUUGUAAAGAGAACCCUUGAAAGCCUUAGGCAGCACUGGGCUGAAAGAAUCAAAUAUGAUUUCUGCUUUCUGUGCCCAAAGUGCAGUAAGAAGAAGUCGUUCCAAAACUGCUUGAAGCGAAAAUCACUCCAGUGUGGACUACAUAGUAUCCCUACGGCUGCAGUGAAGUCAAAGUUUGGUAUGAGUGAGGAAGGAGUGGAGUCCUGGAACGAGAGUCCAAUGAUGUGUAGAAGAUCAAGUAAGUAUCUAAUCACUUCAUCCACUCUAUCUCAUCAUUUUUGUUUUGAAUCAUGUAAUGUUGUAAGGAGAAGGAUUUGA
Molecule: messenger RNA, 1575 nt
Organism: Strongylocentrotus purpuratus (purple sea urchin)
Lineage: Eukaryota; Metazoa; Echinodermata; Echinoidea; Camarodonta; Strongylocentrotidae
Exons: 11
Coding region: 1-1575 (524 amino acids)
Biological process (GO): netrin-activated signaling pathway
Cellular component (GO): membrane
Molecular function (GO): netrin receptor activity
Source: RefSeq, a predicted model, not a curated record